UACUCAAGUGAUUGUCUACUGGUGUUUGGUAAGCUGUACGGUGUACUAGCACGGUACUCAGUACUACCGUACGCUGUACAUUGUCUUUGAGGUUCGGACUGACUGGAUCUUUCUCACAAAUCGGGUUCUCUUAACUAAAAUAAAUAAUACGACGUUUUGGAUUAUCUAACUGUGAACGCUUUCUCGGAGAAUUUUUUGUACCACCGACAAUGAUCGACACAACCACCAUCCAAGGGGAGGAGGCCUCUGUUGCCUCUUCAUCCACUACCGGUACUGCCUCUAUCGGACGUCGCUACUUGCCGCACCACUUGCUCUACCAUAACAGUGUCCCCAACUCACCUCCGGACUCGACCACUUUGGCGUCACAGCGACGCAAGGAUCAACUGAUAGUAGUAGCUCGCAACAUGGAAUCUCUACUCGAAAAGAGAGCGAGUACAAGUGCGGGGACUAACAGUGACGAAAAGUCCCUUUCGUCCUUGGAAAAACGCCGCCGGUUGGCUCAACUACAAAACGCUCAUGAUGACACCGACGCCGAUAUUUCCCGUGAUCCACACGCCGCAACCAUAAAGGAAGAGACUACUACUGAGGUAGCUUUGGGUAUGACCAUUACUGCAUCUCACCACCACCAUGGUACCAGAUCGAGGGAUUCUCCGUUGGAUACCACAAUUACGGUGAAAACUUGCUUUGGCGCUCCUCCUUCUCAUAUAGAAAAUGCCAAGACGGCAAACGAAGAAGAUGAUGAUGUUCCUGGUCUCAUUACAGACUCUUGCCACAAAAGGCAGGGUUCCUCCCUGAUUUGCAAAUUGCUCUUUGAGGAACUUCAAAAAGAAGAACCCAAGUCAGUGGCUCGGGCGGCAGAAAAACUAGGUUCCAUCUUCAAGCAUGGAAAUCCUCAAGAAUGCUCUCAAGCUGUCUCGUUAGGAGGUCACAGCGUGCUCAUUUCGGCCAUGAAAAAGUGGUCCCAGCAUGAGCCAAUUGUGUUGCACUGCUCCCACGCCAUAUUUCGCAUGAUUGGGACCUACACCAAACGAUGUGGUGGUGACAACGAUAGUCAGAACGACGAUGACGAAGAAGACGAAGACCGAUUUGAUCUGAUUGAAGGCUUUCUCGUCGCGGGAGCGCUCGAAGUCCUCGUCAAUGCCUUGCGUAACUUUCCAAGGUCGUCCGAAGUGCAAUUGUUUGGGAUGGGUGCCUUGGGUAAUCUGUUGGGGGCGGGUAUGGCAGCAGCACUGGUCAGUGACACGAGUCGCCAAGCAGCUCGGGAAUUUGUGGAAGAACACUACGGGGUCUCACUCCUCGUCACGAUCAUGACACGCUUUGCACACAAGCCAAAAGUACAGGAGUUUGGUUGUUGGAUUGUAGCUCGGUUGGCACGCAUGCGCCGAUUCCACGGUAUCCUCAAGAGAGAAGCUUUGGUAGCAGUCUCGACGGCGGUGCAGAACAACCCAAAAAGUGCCACCAUUAACAAGCAGGCGUCGAGUUUCAUGGCAUCCAUCUUUCGACUGCGACCGGCAUCCGAGGAACAAGGAGGACGGCAGGGAUAGCUUAGCUCUUGGGGUUGUGGUAAUUGGGUAGGACAGAACAUACAGUACCGUUGUAAAAUUUAAAGUAUCUCUAGAUCACCGGAGCCCUAGAGGUGAAGAAACUUUGCUCCCGAGGUACGAGCCCUCCAGAGGUGCAGCAUUUUGCCCCACCGGCACCGGUAGAUGUACAGAGUGUCCACCGAGGUGCUCUACCUACCGGUACGGGUAGAGGUGCAGCAUUUUGCCGUCAAGGUGGGAGCCCUGGAGGUGCAGCAUUUUGCCGCCGAGGUGCGAGCCC
Seminavis robusta is the source of this 1821-nucleotide messenger RNA. The record is from the annotation of a GenBank genome assembly. Lineage: Eukaryota; Bacillariophyta; Bacillariophyceae; Naviculales; Naviculaceae.